CAGCCGACCCCACCUAGUGGGAAAAGGCUUGGUUGUUGUUGUUGUUUGUUGUUGUAUUUGGUACUUAGAGCAGAUCCUGUAUUCAUUAGGAUUGAGGCCACAAGUUUGAAACUAUGAUGCAGCCUCUCCCUCCCUCUAUUAUAAGUCAUAAUUCUUUUUCUUCCCCUUUGGCAACCAUCUAUCUCUGUACAGUUCACAGUGAUUUUAUCUGUGCCUCCUCUUCCUCUUUAUCUCAAGAUGAACUAUGAACUAUGAACUAUGCUUAAAAUUUUAUCAUCAACUUUUCAUCUUUUAUUCAUCUUGUGGGCAUGAUUUAAGAUGGCGUUAGAGUAUUAGUUACUGUCUACAUCACCCAACAUGUCCGUGUAUCAGUGUAUCUCUUGACAUCUUCUCCCUCUCUUGGGGUAAAUGAUAGCAAAAUUACUUUCCUCCUUUCUUAGAAAGAUGUUGGAAACCUAAUUUCUCUUAAUUUGCAACACCUUUAUGAGCAUCUCAAUUCAUUGCAACUUUGAAAAGAUAAAUUAGGCUUUGCCCGUCUUCUAGUACUCUCGACGUUCUUGCCAAUGAGUGGAAGGGAGGUAGGUAGGCAGGUUGAAAAUAGAGGCCGGUAGUAGCGGUGCUCCCCCUUCACCUAUUUUGUCAUUUUUGUCAGAUUGCUGGCAAAAUUUGGUAGUGGCGGUGGUUGUACCUCUUGGAACUCCUUGAGGUGGGCAGGGAUAGUGAUCUUCAAAGGGAGAGUCAUUUUUAGAUCCCGUCUCCUUGAUUGAUGGCUGCUACCUUCUCAUUGCCUCUUGUUUGCGAUCAUUCACUAGAUCUCCUUAAGAGAAGAUGAGCAUGUUUUGAUUCUCGUAGAAGGAAAAGCAAGGUUAAUGUUUGAGGGAAAGGGUGGUGUUGCAUCGAGAGGUCGAACCUAGCAAGUGAUCAGCGAGAUAGGAAAAGUCAAAUGGCAAGGAGCUUUCAGAUUUGGUAAGGGCAGAUUUAAUACUAAAGCCCAGCAUCACGAGUAGGCAGAGAAGGCACUACUGAGUCUAGAAACAUGAUGACAAGACUGGUGGAGGUCCAGCUCACGGUCUUGUGGAGAGUGGCUCCUUUAUUGCUUGUACAAGCUGAAAGUGGUAGCAAAUGUUGUGGUCGAUGAAGACAAUGUCAAAGAGAGGUGUUUUCUGUGGUAUCACUGAUGGAGCAGGUUGAGAGGUGUUUGUUGUGGUGUCACUGAUGGAGCAGGUUGAGAGGUGUUUGUUGUGGUGUCACUGAUGAAGCAGGUUCUGGUGGAGAGGGGAUUAGGUCAAAGGCCUAAGGAGUUCAUGAUUGAUGGUGCCUCUCUCCCUCUUCUUUGCUUGUUGUUUCCCUACGUGGUUGAGGUGGUGAGUGCGAUCCCAGGUGGCUAGUAAAUCACAAAUUGCAGGAUGAAGGCCAUACGGAGGAGAUCACAUAUUAAAAGAUCUCUCAAAUUGAUGGAGCGUGUGGCAAAUAGAUUAAGAGGUAGUGUGCAAAGGAGAAGGGUGAAGGGGUUGGAGGUGGUGCCCUAGUGAAAGAUGGGAGCUCGAAGAGGUUGUGCAGUACCAGCGGACCAAGUUGUGCAGGGAUGGAGCACUGAUGGGUUGUCUAGUAGCUAUAAUACGAGACAGAGGGAUAGAGGAUUGAGAGAUGAGGAGGAGGUUGACAUAAUGAAAAUUCUCCAUUGAGGAUGCUAAAGGACCGGAAACUAAAGUUGAUUGAAAAAAUAGAACUUCAGCAGUUCUCACUAGGUUCUUGUCCACCUAAUUUUGGACGAAAUGGCAUGCAAUGGAUUACUUCAGGUGAUCAGCAAGUUAUGCGAUUGGGAUUUGAUUGGGAUUCUGUUGGCACGAGCAUAUUAUUGCAUGCUAAGUUGGCACUUGGAACUGCCCGCAUUAUCAUCAAUAGCAUUCAUAUCAAAGGAGAUUUACUCUUAAGACCAAUUCUUGAUGGUCAAGCUGUCCUCUAUUCGUUUGAAUCAACUCCUGACAUUAGAGUAAGUGUUGCAUUUGGAAGUGGUGGCUGUCAGACACUUCCUGAGACAGAGCUACCUGGUGUUCGCAGUUGGUUGGUCAAGCUUUUCACAGAAUCAAUAACUAAAUUGUUAGUUGAGCCUCGCUGCCAUUGCUAUUCUUUGCCAAUUGUGGAUCUACAUAAGAAAGCUGUUGGAGGUGUACUCUCUGUUACUGUAGUUUCAGCCAGUAAUUUAGACAAGAUUAACUUAACAGUCAACAAUUCAGAAACUUGCCAAAGCUCUAGUGGGAGCAUUCAAUUGCCAGGAAAUCUUGGGAACAAGGCUUUGCAGACAUUCAUCAAAGUGGAAAUUGGUAAUUUAACAAGAAGAACAAUUGUUUGUGAUGGUUUAAAUCCCAGAUGGGAUACUACCUUCAAUAUGAUGCUACAUGGAGAAACUGGAAUUUUGAAAUUUUACCUUUAUGAAUCAAAUGGAAGCAGCAUGAAUUCGAACUACUGGACCAGCUGUGAGAUAAAGAUGAAGUAUGUUGCAGAUGAUUCUACAAUGUUCUGGGCAAUAGGACAGGGAUCUGGAAUGGUGGCAAAACAAGCUGAAAAUUGUGGGACGGAAGUAGAAAUGACUAUUCCAUUUGAAGGACCAUUUAGCCACGCGGAGUUAACAGUCAGGCUUGUUCUUAGAGAAUGGCAAUUUUCAGAUGGUUCUACUAUCUUGAGUAAAUCUGUCCCUCAUUACCUUCAGACAAGAACAGAAAGGAAGCUUAAAGUUACUGUACUUGAAGGAAGGAAUCUGGCCACUAAAGAUAAAUCUGGAAAAUGUGAUCCCUAUGUUAAGCUUCAAUAUGGAAAGGCUUCUUACCGAACAAAAACCAUUCCUAACAAUGCAAGUCCAGUGUGGAACCAUGAGUUUAAUUUUGAUGAAAUAGGAAGUAGCAGUGAGUAUCUCGAGAUCAGAUGUUACAACACAAAUAUCUUUGGAGAUGAGAAUAUAGGAAGUGCAAGAGUGAACAUGGAAGGAAUUUCUGAAGGUUCCAGCAGGGAUGACUGGAUCCCUCUAGAGAGAGUUAAUUCUGGUGAAGUGAAGCUCCUAAUAGAAGUAGUGAAGAAUGAUGAUGAUGAAAUUUCAAAGAAUCCAGGAAUGAAACAGGGAUCUGGCUGGAUUGAACUAGUACUUAUUGAAGCUAAGGAUCUAGUUGCUGCUGAUGUAAGGGGAACAAGUGAUCCUUUUGUAAGGGUUCAUUAUGGGACUUCCAAGAAACGAACUAAGGUCAUUUAUAAAACAUUAAAUCCGGAGUGGAAUCAAACAUUAGAGUUUCCUGACACCAGCAGUCCCUUAACCCUGCAUGUUAAGGACCAUAACACUGUGCUGCCGACAUCUAGUAUAGGGUACUGUACAGUUGAAUAUGAAGGCUUGCUCCCAAAUCAAACAGCUGACAAAUGGAUUCCUCUUCAAGGAGUAAAGAAUGGGGAGAUCCAUGUGAAAAUAACAAGAAAAAGACCUGAGGUACAGAAGAAAUCCAGCUUGGAUACUCCUAUUUCUUCAUUUGACAAAGCACACAAUAUAUCUACACAGAUGAGAGACAUGUUGAAGCAAUUACAAUGCCUAAUUGACAAGGGUGACCUAGAGGCGUUAUCGCUGGCUUUGAGUGAGGUAAAAAAUGCAGAAGAUGACCAGGAGAAAUACAUGAUUCAGCUAGAAAGUGAGAAGGCUCUGAUGAUCAGCAAAAUCGACGAACUUGGUCAUGAGGUCACAAGAGCAUUCUCUGACCCCGCAAACUACAACACAUGAUUUUAAUCCCACUUAAGAGUCCAAGAACAAAUAAAUGGUGUUUUACUUUACUAUUAUAGGUGUAAACUGGCAUAAUAAAAAUCAAAAGGUGCACUCACAUAAUUUAGCAAGGAUCACGCUGCUGCAAAACUAUAGUGGCUGUGAUGGCAGGACAACACGAUCACAAAUUAAUAUAGGAAUGGGUUUGAUUCCAUGGCUGAUUGUGGAAGUCUGAAUCUGAGUAGGCUGGAUCUUGAAGGAACGUUUGUGUAUAUUUGAUAGCUGUUGGUUGAGCUUCUUGGAUGUUGAGGUAUGUCGUGCAUAACCAUCAGAUCGAAUAAAUUUAAGGUUUGAUUAAAUAUCAUUUCUAUUUUCAA
Zingiber officinale is the source of this 4113-nucleotide messenger RNA. Its product is annotated as extended synaptotagmin-1-like. Gene Ontology annotation, molecular function: lipid binding. The record is from RefSeq and is a predicted model, not a curated record. Bases 1688 to 3757 code for a protein of 689 amino acids. The transcript is spliced from 12 exons. Lineage: Eukaryota; Viridiplantae; Streptophyta; Magnoliopsida; Zingiberales; Zingiberaceae.